Galleria mellonella (greater wax moth) is the source of this 5071-nucleotide messenger RNA. Its product is annotated as MOXD1 homolog 1-like. Bases 251 to 2437 code for a protein of 728 amino acids. Gene Ontology annotation, molecular function: dopamine beta-monooxygenase activity; copper ion binding. The transcript is spliced from 13 exons. NCBI's taxonomy places the organism in Eukaryota, Metazoa, Arthropoda, Insecta, Lepidoptera, Pyralidae. The record is from RefSeq and is a predicted model, not a curated record. Gene Ontology annotation, cellular component: secretory granule membrane. Gene Ontology annotation, biological process: norepinephrine biosynthetic process; dopamine catabolic process; octopamine biosynthetic process.
CUCGAUCGUUCAGUUUUGUGCUGACCGUUGUACGAGUGCCUCGUUGCGCGCAUGCGUUACUGACUGGCUGUCACGAAAGAACGUAAAUAAACAAGUGAACAAUUUUGUGCCAAAUAUUUUGUUUUUCAUUUGAUUUUGUCAAUUUUAUGUAAAUUAUUGGAACACAAGGCAAGAAACAACUGAAGUAGGAAUUAAUCAACCUCUUUCUGAAUGCUCCAAAAGUAAUGAGUCAAGGACAGUGAAAGCAAAAAUGUACAUACAAACAAUUUUAACAUUAAGCGUUAUCCUCUUGUGCGAUGCAAAGUUACCGAAAUCAAAACCGUAUAACCAGCCCAACGAGCUGCCAUUGAAUCCAACAGAAUAUAGUCAAGCAAUUCGUCUAUUACAACCAGAGUUGAAAAACGAGAAAACUAGUCGAAUAGUUGAUCAGUAUGUGAGGCAUCGUAGGGAAGUGUUUUAUCCGAAUCUCUAUGAUUCUGGUUUGAAUUGGACACACUCUGAAACUUUAGAUCAGAAUGGUGACGUUGUGUUAAAAUGGACGAGCUCCCAGACUGAUAUCAUGUUCAGAGUCGAAGCGAGAACUCUCGGUUACGUCGGUUUAGGGUUCAACUGGGAGAGUAACAUGAAAGGUGCGGAUUUGGUGAUUGGAUGGAUCGACGACGAUUCCGGGCGGGCUCAGAUUUUGGACUGCCAUGGUCUCGAGGUAGAAGGGAAACCAGUUGCUGAUGAAGUACAGAAUUAUGAAUUGAUAUCAGGUCACCAGAAUCGUACGCAUACCACUAUUGAGUUUAGGAGAUUACUAAACACAAAAGACAAUCAGGACUUUGUCAUCGGUGACGAUACAACCCAAGUUCUGUAUGCUCUCGGACCUCCAGGCUCGGAUGGCCAACUGCCGAAACAUGUGGACAGUGGCUCCAGGCCAUUGCGGCUGCUGCAGCCAUUUACAAGUCCUAAUUCCGCACCACAAAUGCAUUGGGAUGUGACGAUUAAUAACCUAUCAAUUCCACAUGACAUGGCAACGUUAUUCUGGUGCAAAAUCUUCAAAGUACCCGAUCUACCAAAGAAACAUCAUAUUGUUGGAUACCUACCGCUUAUAGAUAGUAGACCGAUUAGAAAUGGGGUACCGGUCGUAGAGAAGAACAGUCUGUCUCCAGUACAUCAUAUGGUAUUGUACGAGUGUGCUGUGGAUCCUGAUGAGUAUUCGUGGAACGAGUGGGCCGAAUCUGUGGGGUAUUUUGGACCGAACCGACCUAGCGAGUGGGCGAUAUGCGCCACGCCAAUAGCAGCUUGGGCUAUGGGAUCCAAAGGUGAAUUCCUACCUCACAACGUCGGCAUCCCUCUAGGCGAGAAAGGGGGCAUUUCGUUCUACAUGCUUGAGAUUCACUACGACAACCAAGCCCUUCAUGAAGUGCUCGACAGUUCUGGCAUCCGUAUACUACACACACCAACACUAAGACAGCAUGAGGCUGCGCUGUUGGGGGCGGGAGUUGGGGUAUCAGCAUUGCACCUCAUACCACCCAAACAAAGGCAAUACAGAACAGUGGGCAUCUGCAGUUCUGAAUGUACUAAUAGCACUUUGCCAGACACCGGAAUAAAUAUUGUGUCAGUACUAUUGCACGCCCAUGGAACCGCUCGAAAAAUCUCUCUCAAACACGUGAGAGGGCAGCAAGAAUUAUCUGUAAUAUCUGAGGAAAACUCAUAUGAUGCUCGUUAUCAACAAUCUCGAGUUGUUCCUGGCGGAAGACAAUUUUUGAAAGGGGAUAUUAUGAUUACGGAAUGCACUUACGACACUACAGCACGGGAUAAGCCUAUUUUAGGGGGUUACUCUACGUCACAGGAGAUGUGUUUAUCCUUCGUUCUGUAUUACCCACGAACGGAGCUAGCUGGUUGCUACUCGAUGACUCCAGUCGACGAAUUUUUCGAAACAUUUGGUGUCAAGGAGUUCUAUUUCAUGAGCAUGAUUAAAAUACAAAAUUUAUUCUUGUCGUCUGGAAAUUUAGAAAAUAUAACUUCUCCAUGGGAGUUCGAUAUGAAGAGUAGAAACUACGUAGAAGAGACUGGUUUGCAGGGAGACGACCAGGGCGUGAGAUUAUUAAAAUCCCUAGUUAUAAAGAACCCUGCGGAAUUUCGCAACAAAUCGUUCAUGGCACAUCUGAAUGAAAUGCAAUGGUCUGAACCUUUACUGACCGAGCCAAUAGAACAGCGGCUGUACCGAGGUUUGCAUAUGAUGUUCUGCAAGAAACAAGAUGAUAGUUGGGGAAUUCCUAUUCAAAUUCAAGCUUACCCAACCUACAACGCGUUGCCAAGCAACGAUGUAUCAGAGAAGCAUUACAAACGAGUCAGGCUGCCGUCGGUGACGACGGCGUCAGGAUCACAUAGAAGCCAUAUUUGGCCGGCCGUCUUGGCUAUAUGCCUUACUGUAAUAGUUGCACGGUAAUAAAAAAAGUGUCCUAAAGUACAUUCGCAACCAAUGAUGUUAUGUUGUUUUAUUUUCGUUUUGAAUUUUUAUACAAAAAAGAAACUCCUGUUAAAACUCUGGAUACCUACUCGGUUUUCUUAGUAUUAUUUUGCCAAAUUAUACUGUAUGUCAAUCUGUCAUAAUAUAUUUUUGUGUGUACACACUUUAUAUGGCAACUUGUGAGAGAUGUGAUUAAUGUAUAAUGAACCUAACCAUAGGUUUGAAAAAGGUUCAUAAUCGUAUUCUUUAUGGUUUGUACGAAACUGAGUGAAUAUUUUGUGAUCUUUGUACUUAUGAGCUUUUGCUCAUGAUACGCAACUACUAGCGAGGUCGUAUUUAGCAACGAUACCAAAUUUGUGGUAUUCAAUACUAUUAAAUGUUAUAUGGAUAUAAUUUGCUCCACAAUAAUUAAUUUUAAGUAUCUAAUCAAAUUUUAUCAAAUAAAUUCUAAAUAGAUUUGUUUUUCUGUUUUAUAUAUUCCAAUUUUGUUUUUGUCUAUUCAGUCUUUUUUUUUCAAUAUUAUUACAAUUAAAUGAGUCUAUUCUACAAUUUAAUUUUUUAAAUAAGCAACUGGUGGUUUUUAGUGUUUUUUUUUUCUAUUAUUUUUAAAGCUGAUGUUUACUUUUGUAUUUAUAUAUAAUCGAUUAAUGAGAAUUCAAUGAAAGGAGAUGAUACUUACCCUAAAAAAGAAUUCCGGAUGAAAUCAAAUUCGAAACAGUUAUCAGAAAAGACAAUUUCAUAAAUUCCCGUUAAUAAAUUAUAUAUACAUUCUAUUCUGUCUUAUCAUCAACUGAUCCAUAAUUAUGAAUAAAAAUAAAUUACUACGAUAGGCUCAAUUUACGUAUAAGAUAAAUGCCUUAACGACUGUACAAUGUUCCAAUGCAAUAAAAUUAAUUAUUAAGUCGCAUUAAAAUGUUAAUAGGAUAUUUCUUAAUUUAUUUAUUACAAUUGUACAAUUUAUUGUCAAUCUUUAUAUUUCCCGUUUUAUUCAUAAAAACUAUUACAAAACAUUUUACAAAUACAGUUUGUUAUUAGUUUUGAAAUAAGAAUAUAGCCCAAAAAAAAAAAAAGAAAUCAAUAGCUUAGAGGUACGAGACAUUUAACGUUUUUAUGAAUAAGGGGUUUAGUUGUCAUACUUUUAUAUUUCCAAACUUUAAAUACAUGUAUUUUUAUAUUCCACAAAAAAAAAAACAGACUGGAAGUUUUUAUUAUUAUUAUUACUAAGGUUAUAUUAGUACAAGAGCUCUGAUCAAGUUACAACAUACUUAUCUAUUAUUAAUCUUAUAUAGAACUCAAUAUCAUGUUUUAUUGUAGGUACCAUUAUGUACCUAGGUAUCGAAUUAUAUCAAAAAUAGUGAAAAUAUAGGUGUAUAGUCAAUCAUGUCAAAUUUAAUGAAGAAUUGACAGAUACUGCUACAUAUUGUUUAUUUUUUCUAAUGUUUAUUUUUUACUAAGAACCGAUGAUAUAAUUUCCCAUGUCUAUUAUAUCAAUGCGAUAUUUGAUUUAAAUAUCUAUUCAUUGGAUUAUAUUCUUUUAUAUUAUUAUUAUUCUCAUGUCCAAUCAGAACCGGUUCAGCAUAAGUUCUGAACACCUGGACAAAACAAAUCUUAUAAAUUUAUUAUAAUGUCAAUUCAUAAUACACCGCUUGUUAAAGAUGAACAAAAAAAAAAUGCAAGCAUUACUCUAUAUUAUCUUAAAUCUAAGCUCAAAUAAAAAUCUCCAAUAUACUUUUUGAAAUAUAUUGUCAGAAGGAAAAGGUUCGUGUAUAAAUUAGUGCAACUCUGAACUUGUCAUAACUCUAAGAACAUAUCGUAUAAUAUUUCACGGCUGUGUUUUAUUGUAUCUACUAUUAUAUUGUUUCUAGAAUCAACAUUUAUACAGAAUUAAUUCGAAAUGAAUAGCAACCUUAUAUGAUUUUUUUUCUGUCUCAAAUUAAACUUAUAGAAACGCAAAUUUAAAAAUGACAAAACAUAUUAAAAAUCUUAAAAAAAAAUGGAAAAAUAUAUUUUUUAAUCAGUUUUUAACUCAUGUUAUUUGAGAAAAGCGUUCAGAUUCAUUGAUAGAUAACUCAAGAGGGCGCUAAAGUUUCAAUAUAACCCAGUAAUAAACGUAAUAAUAAUGUUAUUUUUUUUUAUUUGCAUUAAAUUGAAUAGCUAUAUCAAAUGUAGGUGGCCUUAUGUAUUAUGGUUGCCUUAGUAUACCAUCCUUACCGUGUAAUGUUAUAAUUUUCUAUGCCCUUACCUCAUAACACUUUUAUAUAAAUAAUUUCCCCUAUACACGCACGUCGGCGGUGACUCUUGCCUGCUUCCUCGAAUUGUAUGACCUAUCUGAUUAUGAUAAAUCAUUUUAAUUCUACCGGAACCGGAGCCCCGAAAUAAUAACAGAUUUUAAAUAUAAAUCUGUCUUUUUCAUAUUAAUUGUUGUAUUUUAGGAACAUUAUAUAGUAGAUAUCAAUUCCGUAACGAACUUUGUAUUUCGAGUCAUAAUGUUAGUAACUGCAUUUCAAUUUUUAUUUUAUAGGUGUUGUUCUAAGGUUUAGUUAAUAAGUAUACGCUUAGUAAUUCAUUUUUUAUUUAUUUAAAAAGUCAAUAUAAUGUGUUUUAUUACUUUCA